GAUGGGCCUUAACAAAUGUCACAGAACUACCUUAAAAUCUAAUACAACUCAAUUCCACCCCCUCCCCGGGUCUGUCUCUCCCAACUCGUGCCCCGGGGUAAGGGGGAGGCGGGGAAACGCGGUCGGGUCAUCCCAGGGAAUGGGUGACCCCGCGCAAACUGACGCCCGCUCCUCUCAUUUGUUAGUUGAUUGGGGCUAAAAGUUUGCUAUUUAUAGGCUACACGCGGCAGCCCGAAUCUCCAAGCCCGCUUCCCCCGUGCGAAGUCAGAGUGGUCCCGGCGGCGCUGCGCGGCCGCUCUCGGUCGUGGCCGCUGACCGCGUUCCUUUUGCCCUCACCCGGCAGGCAGCCAGGGAGAAGACCGCGGGGAGACCCCCCUCAACCACCCAUUCGUCCCGGCUGGGAGAGCCGCUCCGCAGUCCGACCCUAGCUGACAAUUUACUGGUUCAUCAAUGAAACAAUAUUAAAUGAUGAAGAUGUAAGGAAGAAACCCUACACUAACAUCGUUGCAGUUUGAAAGGCUUCUCUGCAGAAUGUCAAACAAAGAUCGGCACAUUGAUUCCAGCUGUUCGUCCUUCAUCAAGACGGAACCCUCCAGCCCAGCCUCCCUGACGGACAGCGUCAACCACCACAGCCCUGGUGGCUCUUCAGACGCCAGUGGGAGCUACAGUUCAACCAUGAAUGGCCAUCAGAACGGACUUGACUCGCCACCUCUCUACCCUUCCGCUCCUAUCCUGGGAGGUAGCGGGCCUGUCAGGAAACUGUAUGAUGACUGCUCCAGCACCAUUGUUGAAGAUCCUCAGACAAAGUGUGAAUACAUGCUCAACUCGAUGCCCAAGAGACUGUGUCUAGUGUGUGGUGACAUCGCUUCUGGGUACCACUAUGGGGUCGCAUCUUGCGAAGCCUGCAAGGCGUUCUUCAAGAGGACAAUUCAAGGUAAUAUAGAAUACAGCUGCCCUGCCACAAACGAGUGCGAAAUCACAAAGCGCAGACGUAAAUCCUGCCAGGCUUGCCGCUUCAUGAAGUGUUUGAAAGUGGGCAUGCUCAAAGAAGGGGUGCGUCUGGACAGAGUACGCGGAGGUCGGCAGAAGUACAAGCGCAGAAUAGAUGCAGAGAACAGCCCCUACCUGAACCCUCAGCUGGUCCAGCCAGCCAAAAAGCCAUAUAACAAGAUUGUCUCACAUUUGUUGGUGGCUGAACCGGAGAAGAUCUAUGCCAUGCCUGACCCUACUGUCCCCGACAGUGACAUCAAAGCUCUCACAACACUGUGUGACCUGGCCGACCGUGAGUUGGUGGUUAUCAUUGGAUGGGCGAAGCAUAUUCCAGGCUUCUCCACUCUGUCCCUGGCGGACCAGAUGAGCCUUCUGCAGAGUGCUUGGAUGGAAAUUUUGAUCCUCGGUGUCGUAUACCGAUCUCUAUCAUUUGAAGAUGAACUUGUCUAUGCAGAUGAUUAUAUCAUGGACGAAGACCAGUCCAAAUUAGCAGGCCUUCUGGACCUCAACAACGCUAUCCUGCAGCUGGUAAAGAAAUACAAGAGCAUGAAGCUGGAGAAAGAAGAAUUUGUCACCCUCAAAGCUAUAGCUCUUGCUAAUUCAGACUCCAUGCAUAUAGAAGACGUAGAGGCCGUGCAGAAACUUCAGGAUGUCUUGCACGAGGCCCUGCAGGAUUAUGAGGCUGGCCAGCACAUGGAAGACCCACGCCGGGCUGGCAAGAUGCUGAUGACCCUGCCGCUGCUCAGGCAGACGUCCACCAAGGCCGUGCAGCACUUCUACAACAUCAAACUCGAAGGCAAAGUCCCCAUGCACAAACUUUUUUUGGAAAUGCUGGAAGCCAAGGUCUGACUAAAGGCUCCCUGGGCCUUCCCAUCCUGCACGUCAGAAAAAGGAAAAACAAACCCAAGAGUGAUGUCGAAGAAACAUAGAGAUUAGAUACCAACAUCAAAAAUCAACCAAGACUGCACUGAUAUUUUAGCAGCAAGACUGUGAAGCAGCCUUCAGAUUCCUCUGUAUCUUCCUGACAAGUUCUACUUCCUCCCUCAUCUUCCUCCUUUCUCUCGUUUCCCUUCCUCUGUAUUUUUGUCUCCCUCACUUCUUCCCCCCCCUUCAUAUUUGAUGGCUUCCUACAUUAAUGGUUUCUUCUUUCCCUCAUUUCCUUCCUUCUUCUUUCUCCUCUUCCCUCUCUCCUUCCCUUCCUCCUUCCCUCCUCUCUAUUUUUCCUUCCUUCUUCUCAUUUUCCCUUUUUUUCUUGUAAACUUUAAGUAGUUCUGAUGGCUAAAGUAAUUUCCUCCCUUCUCCUUUUCCCUUUUGCUCCCAUUCCCUUCCCUCUCCUUUCCUGUCCUUCCUUCUGCUGCUGAACUUUUAGAAGAAGUCUCUAACUGAAGAGUGGUGGAAGCCAGCCCUGCCAAAGGAUGGAGAUCCAUUGUAUGGAUGCCAGUGAACUUAGCGUGAAAUACAACGUUCCCAAUGACUGAGGAAUCAAAGCGAGAGAACCAAUGCACCUAGAAGUAUCCUGCGAUGCAAACAAAUUGACUGAGUGCAGUAUUAGGUUUCACGGGAGCAGCCGCUGAUUAGACAACCUAAGCCACGUUGCAUCAGCUGCUCUUUAUCAUUGCUUUUCCAUCCUGAUCAGUUACAGCCAUUUGAUUCCUUAAUUGUUUUUUCAAGUCUUCCAGGUAUUUGUUAGUUUAGCUACUAUGUAACUUUUUCAGGGAAUAGUUUAAGCUUUAUUCAUUCAUGCAAUACUAAAGAGAAAUAAGAAUACUGCAAUUUUGUGCUGGCUUUGAACAAUUAUGAACAAUGAUGAAGGACAAAUGAAUCCUGAAGGAAGAUUUUUAAAGAUGUUUCGUUUCUUCUUACAAAUGGAGAUUUUUUUGUACCAGCUUUACCACUUUUCAGCCAUUUAUUAAUAUGGGAAUUUAACUUACUCAAGCAAUAGUCGAAGGGAAGGUGCAUAUUAUCACGGAUGCAAUUUAUGUUGUGUGCCAGUCUGGUCCCAAACAUCAGUUUCUUAACAUGAGCUCCAGUUUCCCUAAAUGUUCACUGACAUAAAGAAUUAGAUUACACCUGCAGUGACUCAGCGUAGUCACGCCUGUAAGCACUGCACAUCGAACAUGAUCCAUAGAGUUAUCAUGAAUGCACCUCUCCGGGUGGGAGGUACAGUUGCCAUAUGAUUUCUAGCUGCCUCGGUGGUUAGGAGCGAGACUCUGUCCAUUUGCAGAGUUGCAAACCUUGUCUCAGAAGGAGCUGUGAGCCAGUAUUCAUUGAAGAGGCAAUAAGGCGAAUGCCAGAUUUUUUUUUUUAAAUUAUCAAAGGCAGCAGAUGCCUGACCAAAUUUUGAAACCUGAUCCAUAUGAGUUUAUGAAUUUAGGAAUGUUUAUCUAAAUUAAUCUGUGGUUUUUACCAAGAGCUAAGCCAAUGUGCUUUUUCCACCCAUGUUGUCACAGCAUGAAAGUGAGUCAGGUUUUAGACUAUCGAGGUGUAAUCUAAUGAAGAAUUUAAUUAGAUGCCCCCGAAAUCCAUAGUCGCUGAAUAACCAAUAGACAGUAACCUCCAUCCAAUGCUAUACCAAUGGACCAGUGUUAGUAGCUGCUCCCUGUACUAUGUGAACAGUCUUAUUCUAUGUACACAGAUGUAAUUAAAAUUGUAAUCCUAACAAACAAAAGAAAUGUAGUUCAGCUUUUCAAUGUUUCAUGUUUGCUGUGCUUUUCCUGAAUUUUAUGUUGCAUUCAAAGACUGUUGUCUUGUUCUUGUGGUGUUCGGAUUCUUGUGGUGUGUGCUUUUAGACACAGGGUAGAAUUAGAGACAACAUUGGAUGUAUAAUUCCUCAGGAGAUUACGGUAGUAUAAUCUAUUCCUUACCAGUAAUAAGGUUCUUCCUAAUAAUAAUUAAGAGAUUGAAACUCCAAACAAGUAUUCAUUAUGAACAGAUACACAUCAAAAUCAUAAUAAUAUUUUCAAAACACGGAAUAAUUUCUCUAAUGGUUUAUUAUAGAAUACCAAUGUAUAGCUUAGACAUAAAACUUUGAAUAUUUCAAGAAUAUAGAUAAGUCUAAUUUUUAAAUGCUGUAUAUAUGGCUUUCACUCAAUCAUCUCUCAGAUGUUGGUAUUAACUCGCUCUGUGUUGUUGCAAAACUUUUUGGUGCGGACUCGUUUCCAAAACUAUUGCUACAUUGUGUGCUUUAAACAAAAUACCUUGGGUUGAUCUUUCAUCAUCCCAGUGCUAGGAAUACUGUGUAUCUAUCAUUAGCUAUAUGGGACUAUAUUGUAGAUUGUGGUUUCUCAGUAGAGAAGUGACUGUAGUGUGAUUCUAGAUAAAUCAUCAUUAGCAAUUCAUUCAGAUGGUCAAUAACUUGAAAUUUAUAGCUGUGAUAGGAGUUCAGAAAUUGGCACAUCCCUUUACCAAGAACAACAGAAAAUACAACUCCUGGGAAAAAAAAGGUGCUGAUUCUAUAAGAUUAUUUAUAUAUGUAGGUGUUUAAAAAGAUUAUUUUCCGGAACGUUGUGCAGGGUUUAAUUUGCUAGUGUUCAGCCACAGUAGUACACAUGAACUAUGUACGAUACGUACGUUGUUUUCACUGUAUCACAUUCAAGUACUUGGCCUUCACAAUUGUGAACCAGCCAGCUGCAAACUUGAGCUGGAGAUGAGAUGCGACUUUGAGUUUUCAGCUGAAUUGACAUGCUGCAUUACAAAAGAACAAGUGUCUCAGAAAUAGGAAUCAAAACGAAAACACAGAUCUCAGACAACUGCACAGGCUUUAGGGUUAAGUGCGCAUCUUAAAACCUCGCCGGAGGGUAGUUUAUCAAGUUUUAAGCAAGACCAUUUACUUAAUGUGAAGUUUUGCAAAGUUAUAAGGUGUAUGUUUUAGCCAUAUAAUUUUAGUUUUCAUUGGGCUUCUUUUAGAUUUAUUCUUAUUUAAAGCAAUAUGAUUGUGGGUGACUCCUUGUAGUAACACCCGUGUUUCAAUCGGAUCAGAUUGUUGUAUUUAUUCCGCUAUUUUGCAUUUAAAUGAUAACAUAAAAGAUAUAAAAAAUUUAAAACUGCUAUUUUUCUUAUAGAAGAGAAAAUGGGUGUUGGUGAUUGUAUUUUAAUUAUUUAAGCGUCUUUGUUUACCUGCCUAGGAAAACACUUUAUGGCAGGCAGACUUAUGUGCAAAGAUCGUAAAAGGACAAAAAAAAAUUAAACUGCUUAUAAUAAUCCAGGAGUUGCAUUAUAGCCAGUAGUAAAAUAAUAAUGAUAAUGAUAAUGAUAAUAAUAAAACCAUGUCUAUAGCUGUAGAUGGGCUUCACAUCUGUAAAGCAAUCAAUUGUAUAUUUUUGUGACGUGUACCAUACUGUGUGCUCCAGCAAAUGUCCAUUUGUGUAAAUGUAUUUAUUUUAUAUUGUAUAUAUUGUUAAAUGCAAAAAGGAGAUAUGAUUCUGUAACUCCAAUCAGUUCAGAUGUGUAACUCAAAUUAUUAUGCCUUUCAGGAUGAUGGUAGAGCAAUAUUAAACAAGCUUCCACUUUUGACUGCUCUUUGGUACUGUGC
This is a messenger RNA of Ochotona princeps (American pika), 5521 nucleotides long. It is a transcript of the gene ESRRG, whose product is annotated as estrogen related receptor gamma. Gene Ontology annotation, cellular component: nucleus. Lineage: Eukaryota; Metazoa; Chordata; Mammalia; Lagomorpha; Ochotonidae. Gene Ontology annotation, biological process: retinoic acid receptor signaling pathway; regulation of DNA-templated transcription. Gene Ontology annotation, molecular function: nuclear receptor activity; sequence-specific DNA binding; zinc ion binding. The transcript has 8 exons. The record is from RefSeq and is a predicted model, not a curated record. The coding region runs from base 532 to 1839 and encodes 435 amino acids.